Pteropus alecto (black flying fox) is the source of this 2037-nucleotide messenger RNA. Its product is annotated as inhibitor of carbonic anhydrase-like. NCBI's taxonomy places the organism in Eukaryota, Metazoa, Chordata, Mammalia, Chiroptera, Pteropodidae. Gene Ontology annotation, biological process: antibacterial humoral response; iron ion transport. Gene Ontology annotation, cellular component: plasma membrane; recycling endosome; extracellular region. The coding region runs from base 52 to 2037 and encodes 661 amino acids. The transcript has 16 exons. The record is from RefSeq and is a predicted model, not a curated record.
UGCACCAUCUCAAAUCAUGAAGCCAGUAAGUGCUCCAGUUUCCGUGACAGUAUGGAAAAAAUCCUACGUGAGGCUGGCCCUCAUGUCACCUGUGUGAAGAGAAGCUCCUACCUUGAGUGCAUCAAGGCCAUCAUGGCAAAUGAAGCUGAUGCUGUGACACUGGAUGCAGGUUUGGUGUAUGAGGCUGGCCUGGCUCCCUACAACCUGAAGCCAGUAGUGGCAGAGUUCUACGGAUCAAAAGAAAAUCCACAAACCCGCUAUUAUGCUGUGGCCGUGGUGAAGAAGGGCAGCGGCUUCCAGCUGAACCAGCUUCAAGGCAAGAAGUCCUGCCACACAGGCCUGGGCAGGUCCGCUGGGUGGAACAUCCCCAUGGGCGUACUUUAUUGGGACUUGCCUGAGCCACAGGAAAAUCUUCAGAAAGCAGCGUCCAACUUCUUUGCGGGCAGCUGUGUUCCCUGUGCGGAUCGGACAGCCUUCCCCAAACUGUGUCAACUGUGUGCGGGGAAAGGGACAGACAAGUGUGCCUGCUCCAACCACGAACCGUACUUUGGCUUCUCAGGUGCCUUCAGGUGUCUGCAGGAGGAUGUGGGGGAUGUGGGCUUCGUGAGUCAUAUGACGGUGUUAGAGAACCUGGCACGCCAGGCUGACAGGGACCAGUAUGAGCUGCUCUGCCUGGACAACACCCGGAAGCCAGUGGACAAAUAUGAGGAGUGCUACCUGGCCCAGGUCCCUUCUCAUGCCAUCGUGGCUCGAAGUGUGGGCGGCAAAGAGGACUUGAUCUGGGAGCUUCUCAACCAGGCCCAGGAAAAUUUUGGGAAAGCCAAGUCAGCAGGGUUCCAGCUCUUCAGCUCUCCUCAUGGGAAGGACCUGCUGUUUACGGAUGCAGCCCAUGGGUUUUUAAGAGUCCCACCUAAGAUGGAUGCUAAGCUGUACUUGGGAUAUGAGUAUUUUGCUGCUAUUCAGCAUCUAUGGAGAGGUGCAGAAGACCCCCAGAGGGUGCAGUGGUGUGCAGUGGGCCACCACGAGAGGGCCAAGUGCGAUGAGUGGAGUGCCGUGAGUGGUGGUGCCUUGCGGUGCACCACAGAGGAGACCAUCGAAGACUGCAUAGCUGCCAUUAAAGGAGAAGCUGAUGCCAUGACCUUAGAUGGAGGAUUUAUCUACACGGCAGGCAAGUGUGGUCUGGUGCCUGUCCUGGCAGAGAACUACAUGCCUAAGGAUGGCAAUGAGCAGCUUGGGUCCAAAUGUGUGAAUACACCCAUGGAAGGUUACUACGCUGUGGCAGUGGUUAAGAAAUCGGAUGCCGACCUCACCUGGAACUCUCUGCGAGGCAAGAAGUCCUGCCACACUGUAGUUGGCAGUUCUGCAGGGUGGAACAUCCCCAUGGCUUUAAUAUACAACCAAACUGAGUCCUGUAAAUUUGGUGAAUUCUUCAGUCAGAGCUGUGCCCCUGGGUCCGAUCCAGACUCCAGUCUCUGUGCUCUGUGCAGUGGCAGCGGCAGCAAUCCAGCCCACAGGUGUGCUCCCAGCAGCCACGAGAGAUACUAUGGCUCCAGUGGGGCACUCAGGUGUCUGGUUGAGAAGGGAGACGUGGCCUUUGUGAAGCACCCCACUGUCCAGCAGAACACUGACGGAAAUAACCCUAAAGAUUGGGCUAAGAAUCUGAAGCAGGAAGACUUUCAGCUGCUGUGCCUUGAUGGCACCAGGAAGCCUGUGACUGAGGCUCGGAGCUGCCACCUAGCCAGAGUCCCAAGUCAUGCUGUGGUCUCAAGAAAAGAUAAAGCAGAUUUUGUUCGCAGAAUCCUCUUCAACCAACAGGAGCUCUUUGGAAGAAAUGGGUUCGAAUAUAUGAUGUUCCAAUUGUUCACAUCCUCAACCAAGGACCUGCUCUUCAGUGAUGACACAGAAUGUUUGGCUAAACUUCAGGACAAAACAUCUUAUCAAAAAUACUUAGGGCCAGAAUAUCUUAUGGAUAUUGCUACUGUGAGACAAUGCGUACCCUCUGAACUUCUUGAUGCCUGCACAUUCCAUGGAAAUUAA